Molecule: messenger RNA, 5600 nt
Organism: Coregonus sp. 'balchen'
Lineage: Eukaryota; Metazoa; Chordata; Actinopteri; Salmoniformes; Salmonidae
Source: the annotation of a GenBank genome assembly
CCUCCGUGUUGCAGACCAAGAGAAAUAUCCCUUGUUCUGGAACACAUGGGCCCAGCAUACUUUGAAGAAUGCCCUCACACUUCAGAAGCUCAACCAAAACACUGCAAAGAACCUCAUCCUCUUCCUUGGUGAUGGUAAGCCAUGAUCACAGGAGCCUUUUUCAUUCCAUGAGUAUGUGCCAUACUGUAUGAUGAAGUGAAGUCUUAACUCUAUGCAAUCAAAGAGCUUAUGUGCAGCAUACAUAUUUAGUAUUUUUAUACAGUUCCAGAUUAUUUUUCCUAGUGGUUUUAGGAAACAAGUAUUUUGAUGAUAAGUAUAUUCUCCUCAUCAAUCCACAGCCGUUUCCAUCUAAACAUUCUGGUGGAUUUAUGUAAUCCAGUCGGAAGUAAAUAGCAUGUUUCAGGCUUUCUAAAUCGAAUGUUGAAUAUGGGAGCCAUCGAGCAUUACAAAUAUAUGCUGCCAGUGCCAAUGGAUAACAUGGCUUCUGCUUUGUGUUAUGUUAUGUAGUGACCCAUUAAACUGUCCCCCCCAAAGGACCUUAACUGUCUAUGUUUUAUAUGCAGCAGUAUACAAUGUACUUUUCUUUAUCAUGUAUGACAACCAUGCUUAAAACAGUCAUGCUGGAUAAAGUGAAAGUGCACGUCAGUUCACAUCCUCUACAAAAGCAUCCAUUUUGACACCCAUAAAAAAACGAAGGGAAAAUAGAUAGUCACCUCUAAAAAUAUACAUUUUGUUGACUUGUGAAAAGGCAGAUCUCAAGUAAAAGCUCUUUUGACAGGGUUCCUUAACACCAAAUGUAGAGUUGUCUGUUGAAUGGGUAGAGCAGCUGCUGUGAAAAGUGACCACAGAGCAAUAUAGUAUGCCAUUUAGCAGACGCUUUUAUCCAAAGCGACUUACAGUCAUGCGUGCAUACAUUUAAUUUUUUUUUUUGUGUAUGGGUGGUCCCGGGGAUCGAACCCACUACCUUAGCGUUACAAGCGCCGUGCUCUACCAGCUGAGCUACAGAGGACCACAAUGUUAACCAGAGAGAAAACCAAAGGGUGUUAAUGCAUGAGAUGGAAAGGCACUCUAUCCUUUAAAUAGAUUCACACCGUAACAGACCGAGCACUGCUUUGCUUUUGUUGUGUAGGAAUGGGCAUUCCCACAGUGACAGCAGCACGAAUACUGAAGGGGCAGCUGAGCAGACAGAGUGGGGAAGAGACCCAGCUGGAGAUGGACAAUUUCCCCUUUGUUGCGCUUUCCAAGGUCUGACCUGGUCUGUUGUCCUAUAGAAGACCUAUAGAAUAGCAUGCAUUAUUGAUCUGGAAGUAAUGAAUGGUUCACCAAGAGCAACACCAAUAUACCAGGUCACAUACUGUCUAUGUCAUACGAUAAUAAUGUGUUAUUAUGUUACAUACUUUGCAAGAAGCUACACAUCAUAGAACUGUCUUUACAGUUAAGGCAGCAGCACAUUCCACACAUGACUGGUCAUGUGGUAGUCUGUGUCAAUGAUUGUGUAAGAAUUUAGAACACCAACACGGCAGGCACAACAAUGUCUCCUACUACAUUUCUACAUAAUCCACACAUUACUGUCCUGUCUCUGCAGACGUAUAACACCAAUGCCCAGGUCGCAGACAGCGCAGGUACGGCCACAGCAUUCCUCUGUGGGGUGAAGGCCAACGAGGGCACGGUGGGUGUGAGUGCAGCUGCCGUCCGCUCCCAGUGCAACACCACACAGGGCAACGAGGUCACCUCCAUCCUCAGAUGGGCCAAGGAAGCAGGUACUGUCUCAUUAUAACCCAUGUUUAUUCACAGUACCUCUCUACACCAGAUCUACUAAGGAUUAUUUGGCCAUCCUGAGAUAAGCAAUAGAGACACACCAUGAUAACAUUGUAAACGUAGUCAUGCAUGCAUGCUAAUGGGGAGUUUAUAGCUACAUAUGUAUUUUCUCAAAGGCAGAGACUCCCUAGCAUGCCCCAACGACUUAGAGACAUGGCAGGAAUGAAAACAAGACUUCUGGAGUAGAGGUCAGAGAUCCAGUCAUUCCUUAGCGACCAGACCACAUACUGUAACACACAGAAAUAGAUAACUCACAGCAGGAACAGUCUUUAACAUUUACAUUUUAGUAAUUUAGCAGACGCUCUUAUCCAGAGCGACUUACAGGAGCAAUUAGGGUUAAGUGCCUUGCUCAAGGGCACAUCGACAUAUAUUUCACCUAGUCGGCUCGGGGAUUAGAACCAGAGACCUUUCGGUUACUGGCACAACGCUCUUAACCACUAAGCUACCUGCCUCCGUUUCUGACCCACUCAUCCUCAGUGGAGAUAUUUGUAUAACCACAAUUCUCUGUCUAACAUAGUAAGUACUAUAACCAUGAUAGGUAAUCAACAAACAAAAAAUACAGAAAUGGUCAUUUCUCAAAUGACUGAAAAAUGAACUGACACUCUGUUCAAGUUCAACUAGAAUUAGCAGAUUCUUUGGAGCAAUUGGUUGUCUUCAGAUCUGGCAGACUAUUGUACAGAAUCCAAGCAGCAGGUUCAAAAACUGUUUGUGUGUUUGUUACCCAGGCAAGUCAGUGGGAAUAGUUACAACAACGCGUGUGAACCAUGCCACCCCCAGUGCGGCCUACGCCCACCUGUGUGGACAGGGAAUGGUACUCCGAUGGAGAAAUGCCUGCUGAGGCAGUACAGGCGGGCUGCAAGGAUAUCGCCAGGCAGCUUUUUGAGAACAUUCCCAACAUCGAUGUGAGUCACAGCAUAUAACAUGGAUCCUGAUAUUACAGAAAAUAUCCAGUAAUCAUGCUAAAAACAGAGCAUUAUUUCAGACAGUAAUAUUGAGCAACUUGCACCUGUAAUGUAAAGGCUCACAGAUAAUAAUAACGGCAAAAUAUUCAACCCUACUGUGGAUGUCCAUAUAGAUAAAUCAAACGUUUUAUCUCUAUGGUGGGUGUCUAGGUGAUUAUGGGAGGAGGGAGGAAGUACAUGUUCCCCAAAAAUCAGUCAGAUGUGGAGUAUCCUGGAGAGAAGAAACACUUUGGUACCCGCAUCGAUGGAAGGAACUUGGUGGAGGAGUGGAAUAACAGAAUGAAAAACAAGGUCAGCUGUUUAGUCUGUCUUAGUCCUUCUCUCUCCUCUUCUACCAUGUCCUGCUGUUUCUUCCUUGUUCUUCUCUGUCCUCCACCUUUCUCAAUUUUUCGUAUCAAGAACAUUUGAAUAAUUUUAGGUUGUCACAGGGUUAGAUCAAUGCCAUAUUAUAUAUUGUUUUAUUUUUUAAAUGAACAGAAAGCCCACUAUGUAUGGAACAAGAAGGAACUUUUAUCGCUAAAUCCUAAUAGUGUGGAUUACAUUUUGGGUGAGUUAUUUUUAAAAAUUGUUGCUCUAUACUGAUUUCACGAUCGGCCUGUUUCAUCUUUUGUUUUCAUGUUAACCACUGUUGAUCAUCUUCUCUACCUAUUUCUCAAUAUAAUAAACCCAGCUUCCCGUGUUAACACAGGUCUGUUUGAGCCGGGAGAUCUUCCCUACGACCUGGAGAGAAACAAUGAGAGAGAUCCUUCCCUGACAGAGAUGGUGGAGGUGGCCAUCAAGAUCCUGAGGAAAAACCCCAGGGGAUUCUACCUGCUGGUGGAGGGUGAGUGUUGUUUUACACUCUGGCACCAGUAAAUACUGUAUCUGUUGCAUAAGGUUAAUUAAUAAUGUAUAUCAUGUUGAAUGUAAAGUUUGCACAGCUGAGGCUACUUUGCCAAUGCUGAUGCUAGAUUUUCUCAUCUGCGUGAGAGAGAGAGGUUAACCAGGCUGUGCGUUGGCAGGGGGGUGCAUUGACCACGGACAUCAUGACGGUAAAGCCAAGCAGGCCCUGCAUGAGGCAGUGGAGAUGGACCGGGCCAUUGGCCACGCCGGCCUCAUGACCAGCAUAUAUGACACAAUGACUGUCGUCACUGCUGACCACUCUCACAUGUUCAACUUCGGAGGCUACACGCCAAGGGGGAACACAAUAUUUGGUGAGAAAUGGAUGAUUUUGCAACCAUGUAUUGUAUGUGGCUACACUCAGUCAUCAGUCAUUUGGAUGUUGUGGAUGUUGUGAUUAAUUGUUUGUGAUGGAGAUGGUUGAUUAUUUUCCUCUCUAUCCACAGGACUGAAUCCCAUGUUGAGUGAUGUGGACCAGAAGCCCUUCACCGCCAUCUUAUAUGGGAACGGACCAGGGUUCAAAGUAGUCAACGGUCUGAGAGAGAAUGUCUCCACCCUUGACUACGGUAACUGAAAUCUUAUCAUCAAUGCAGUAUUGCCAUUUUGACAGUCCUCUGUCUUAGAGAACACCACUUGGUCUUUGGCAUGCCACAAAAUCAUCCAUCUGAUCUCUUUCUUCUUCCCUUUCUCUACCUCCACCCUUUCCCUUCCCUCCCUCUAUCCAGAGGAAAAUAACUACCAGGCCCAGUCUGCAGUGCCGCUGAGUAUGGAGACUCAUGGAGGAGAGGAUGUGGCUGUGUUUGCUAAGGGCCCCAUGGCUCACCUGCUGCACGGUGUCCACGAGCAGAACUACAUUCCCCAUGUCAUGGCCUAUGCUGCCUGCAUCGGCCAGAAUAGAGACCACUGCAUGUCAUCCAGUGGAGCCUCUAGUCUCAGCGCUGCUCUGCCCAGCCUGACAGCUCUUCUCACACUCACCCGCCUCCUCUGCUGACCUUUCACCCCCUCCUGCACUACCCCUACCCCGCCUCUCCGUGUACAUGUAAUACUCCAACGUAUUUUUUCCCGUUGUAAUGCAGAUUUCAUUUUUUCUAUUUUUUUCUAUUAUUAUUAAUUUUUUUAAUCUUUCUGUACAGUUUAAUGACUUUGGGACCACUGCAAGGGCAUUUAAAGUUCGUGUUUUGAGUGUUGUUCACGUUCAAUUUGAUUUUAGUGUUAGGGAAAAUAGGAGGAUAUGACUUUCUUUCUACUGUAUCAUAUAGGAUAGGUUGUAUUAUUCUACUUUGGUUUUGAUCAUCAUUCAGGUAACACCAAAACUAUGUGAAGAAUUCUGUCAUAUCAGUGGGUUUAAGAGAAGGGUAUAUCUCUGAAUUUAUAUCAAUCAUUGUAUGGGAAAAAAUUAUCUCCCAGUAUUAAUGACAAAUCAAUGUUGCUGCCCACCUAUAUAUUUGUUGUCUGUCAAUUGCAUGACUAUGAAUCAGUCAACUUUUCAAAGAAGCCAGUUCCUUUUGUAAAUUAUAAACCUAAUGUAACGUUCCCCUAGAUUUGAAUAUGAAUGUAUUAUUUCAGCCACUCCUCCGACCUAAACAGAGAGCAAACAGUAAACAGAAUCUACUUCAUAAGCUCUCAUCAGAUUCCCUAAACAAUCGUGGAAACAUUACAAUGAGCAAAGUAGAGGCUAUUUUGAAUGUAUGGUUCUUUUUAAAAUUUCAAUGGUAUGUAUUCCAUGUCCUUUGUACAUACUUCCCGAAAGCACUGAAUGAAAAGUCACCACCUGUCAGAAUUUCAUACAAAAUAAGCUAGCCAAUCUCUUACCCAAUAAAGGAAAUCCUGUUGGUUUUUCUUAAAAUGUUUUGUUUACAUUCUUGGUGUGUGUACUGUAAAUGGUAGAUAAUGUGUCAGUUUGCCAGGAACUGAUUUUGGUUGCACUAUCAAUAAGCAUUA